This is a messenger RNA of Plasmodium coatneyi, 930 nucleotides long. RefSeq lists its product as uncharacterized. The coding region runs from base 1 to 930 and encodes 309 amino acids. The transcript has 2 exons. The record is from RefSeq and is a predicted model, not a curated record. NCBI's taxonomy places the organism in Eukaryota, Apicomplexa, Aconoidasida, Haemosporida, Plasmodiidae.
AUGAAUCUCAAUAAGAUGAGCAGCUUCAGUUUAUUAUCUAGAAAGAAACUUUCAAUUUUGUAUAAGAAAAAUGCUGGCGAAAACGUCUACAAUUUAUGCAGCAAUGGGGAAAAGAAUAAUGCUGGUGGCAAUUUUUUAAGCCUUUUUUUUUUCAGGCGUUCAUUAAUCGCUAUAGGUGCCAUUCUUUGUGUAAUAUUACAGAAUACUUGCACAUUUGAGAAUAAGAAGAGUUCACAAUUGGGAUUAACUGCUAGAUUUUCUAGAAAAUUAAUUGAAAAAAGCAAGGAUGAAAUUGGAGAAAUGUCAAAUGUAUUAGCUGCUUUAGAUGUAUUAUGGAAAUGGUCACCUCUGCCUUCUGUUAGUGCUUUAACAGCAGAAAAGCUAGAUUCAAGGAAAAAUAAAAAAAAAGGGAAAGUGCUGGACAUGGAAGAAUUGCGGGAACGAUGCCAUAAUAAUGGGAAGGAUUUAGAUGAAUAUGAAAUAGGCGUAAUGCUGAAUUAUUUAACACAACCAGGUUGCUUUAGUAAAAUAUAUGCUCUUGGUACCUGGUGGCAAGUUCGAAAAAGAGAAAAAAAAGAGUGGGACAAUUUUUAUAUACAAUUAUCAAGACUUUGCAAAGACACAGCAUAUAAAUGUAAUUACAGUUCAGAAUUAUCAGAUAAACUUCUGAAGGAGGCUCAAGAUGACUAUACGCAGAGAGCAAAAAAUAUGGAAUCUGCUUAUAAUGAUAAGAUUUAUGAUCUUCUUAAUAAGAAGGAUAAAGCGCCCAAGGAUUAUAAAGAUAAUGUUAAUAAGUAUCAAAAUGAUCAGGAAGACCUGAGAGAUCAAUUUUGGGAUGAAUGGGAAAAAUAUUUUAAUGAAGAAAUGUCAGGGGAACCUUUUGUUAAGGGUAUAAUUAAGGAGCCGGCGGCACUUGAAAAUGGAGAGUGA